Messenger RNA from Hibiscus syriacus, 2166 nucleotides. RefSeq lists its product as uncharacterized. The coding region runs from base 1 to 2166 and encodes 721 amino acids. The transcript is spliced from 2 exons. NCBI's taxonomy places the organism in Eukaryota, Viridiplantae, Streptophyta, Magnoliopsida, Malvales, Malvaceae. The record is from RefSeq and is a predicted model, not a curated record.
AUGUUAAGUCAUCCUCGUGAUUCCCCCUCUUGGAAGCUUAUUGAUAGAACGUGGAAAGAAUUCGGAGAAGAAAAAUGGAAUCUUAUAUUAGCCUUGUCCGUUGAUGGUAUCAAUCCUCACAAGUCAUUAAGUUCCAAGCAUAACUAUUGGCCGGUUAUCUUAAUAACUUAUAAUCUACCCUCUUAUUUGUGCAUGACAAGAAAAUUCAUUAUGUUGACUCUAUUGAUAUCAGGUCCAAAACAACCUGGUAACAAAAUUGAUGUCUACUUGGCACCAUUGAUAGCAGAUCUAAAACUCUUAUUGGAAACUGGCGUGAAGACAUAUGGUUCUUAUAAGAAAGAAUACUUCAAUCUAAGAGCAAUAUUACUUUGGAAUAUAAAUGACUUUCUCGCAUAUGGUAAUCUUUCGGGGUGUGUUACCAAAGGUUAUUAUGCGUGUUCAAUAUGUUCAGAGAAUACUUGUUCACAGUGGUUGCCAAAUUCGAAAAAAGUAUGCCUUCUUGGUCAUAGAAGAUUCCUGCCACUUCAAGAUCUUCUUCGUAAAAGAAAAAAAUAUUUCAACAAUCAACAAGAGGAUGAUGUUAUAAAACAACCAUUAUCAGGUGAAGAGAUUUACGACUAUCUGAGGGGGUUUGAGACUUCAUGGGUUAAUAAGACAACGUCUAAGAAGAAAACGCCAACGAAGAAAAUGUCAAAGAAGGAAAAAGAAAGAAUCGUUGAGAGAGCUAAAUUUUGGCACUACAAAUCAAUUUUUUUUGAACUUGAAUAUUGGAAGAAGUUGCUUGUUCGUCAUCAGUUAGAUGUUAUGCACAUAGAGAAAAAUGUGUGUGAGAGGGUUUAUGGGACAUUGUUGAAUUUGCCUGGCAAGACGAAUGAUAGGUUAAGAGCACGAAAAGAUCUUGUGGCGAUGAGCAUUAAGCCUGAAUUACAAACUCAACCAAGAGAGAAUAGUACUUGGCUUCUGCCUGCGUGCUACACAUUGAAUACCACAGAGAAACACCAGUUUUACGAGACCCUGUCUACCAUAAAAGUGCCUGAUGGGUAUUGUUCAAAUUUCAAGAAUCUCGUGUCUGAUGAUGUAUCAAAGAUGAAUGGUUUGAAGUCUAAUGAUUUUCAUGUACUGAAGCAACAACUUCUCCCUUUUGCAAUAAAGGUGAUGUUACAUGUGAAAUAUGUUUGUGUCAUUUUUUUCAACGUGUUGUGUAGUAAAGUCGUUGACAUUAAUAAGCUAGUUAAGUUACAAAGUGACAUUGUAUUAACUUUGUGUUUGUUAGAGAAGUAUUUUCCACCUUCGUUUUUCAAUGUCAUGAUUCACUUGAUGGUGCAUUUAGUUAGAGAGGUGAGGUUAUGUGGCCCGGUUCAUUUUAGGUGGAUGUAUCCAUUUGAGAGAUACAUAAAAAAACUCAAAGACUAUGUACAAAAUCAUAAUCGACCCGAAGGUUGCAUUGCAGAAUGUUAUGUGGCAGAGGAAGCCUUGGAAUUUUGCUCAGACUACUUAAAAAACAUGAAAUCAAUUGUCAAUCCUCAUGAACGUACUGAUGAAAGAAUUCGCACAGGCAAACCUUUAUCACGAGGUACAGUCAAGGUUGUAGAUGCUAAGCUACUUGAUGAAGCUCAUCUUUACGUAUUACGAAACACUGCUGAUGUGGAGCCGUAUAUAGAGCAGCAUAUGUUGGAAUUGAAUGAUCAUAACCCCCGUGCCUCUCGAAAUAGUAAAUGGUUGCAGACUCAGCACAAUCAGACAUUUAUUAGUUGGCUUAAGACUAAGGUUGAUACACAUUUGGCUAACGGGGAAGACAUUUGUGAAAGUGUUUAUUGGUUGGCCAAAGGGCCAAGUUUUACUGUGAAGAAAUAUAGUGGUUUUGCCAUAAAUGAGUAUCGGUUCCAUACAACAUCUCGAGAUGAAUCAAGAAUAACUCAAUGUAGUGGAGUAUCUCUAGUUGCACAUGCUAUCCAGAUUGCUAGUGCAAAAGACUCCAAUCUCGUGUAUGGCACUGUUACUUACUAUGGUCGUAUACAGGAUAUAUGGGAUCUUGAUUAUCGCAUAUUCACUGCUCUUGUUUUCAUGUGUGAUUGGGUUGAUAGUCAUGGAAUAAAAAAGAUGAUUUUGGAUUCACAGUGGUUAACUUUUCUAGGCUUGAUCACCAAUCUGAACGCUUCAUAUUAG